AUCGCAGCCUCGCUAUUUUUAUUUUUUCCGUUUUGAUCAAAUUUCGAUGGAAACUUACGAAUCCAAUGGAUUUAGAUCAUGGUGGGAGUUCGCCGUCGUCUUCCUCCUCCGUCCCCUGCUCGCUAUCGUCUUCGUCUUCUCAAUAAUCCUCUUCAGUUGGUUUGUGGCUUGGAAGACGGUAUUGGUUCACGUGCCUUUGGUUCAGGAGAUCUUCGGACUUCGAAAGAAGGCGGUGAAGCCCAAGCCAUUGACCCGACAUCGCCUCUCCAGAUUUUAUAACUCCAACAAUUCUCUAAGACACAGCAGACUGGGGAAAGAGGAAAAUUCAGAAAAAUCGUCUUCAGAAAUCCAAACAGCAAGAUGAUAUGUUGUUACCAUACAAUUAUCCAAAGUCAUUUAUAUAGGCUUGAAAGAUGGCCGAUGUGUAUUGAUCUUUAAUCGAAUGUACGUGUUAAUGAGCAAUUAUUUAAAUGGAGCAUGGCUCUCAAUGAACUUACGAAAUGUACAAAUGGACUAUCAUAGUUUCAACGAUUGUAAAUAUCAUGUCUAACGAUGUCAAGCGGUAUGUAUUUAUUACGUUGAUUGCUUGAAAAGUCUAAUGGAGCGUGUUUGUGAUUGCACAAA
Molecule: messenger RNA, 624 nt
Organism: Asparagus officinalis (garden asparagus)
Lineage: Eukaryota; Viridiplantae; Streptophyta; Magnoliopsida; Asparagales; Asparagaceae
Exons: 3
Coding region: 47-364 (105 amino acids)
Source: RefSeq, a predicted model, not a curated record